AUGUUAAAAGAAGCUAAAUACCAAAAUUUUUGUACAGAAGAAAGUCCAGAGCAGUCCAUGUCGCCCUAUUUAUCAACUCGGCAAUCUUCGUAUGAAGUCCCAUCAGAACAGCAUUACCACAAAAAAAACGUAAAGUCUCAUUUCUCUAAAACUGAAAGCCCAGGACAGAGUCCCUGAAUUUCUGAUACUAUAAGGCCUCAUGCACCAAAAACUCCAAAUUCAAGCUUCUCUCCUGUCCGAUCUCAAAGAAAGAGAUUUUCUUGUGAUUUAUCCUCAGAAACUUCUCGCGCAAUUCAUCAUUCUUAUGGAGUCCCAAAAACUUGAAUAACUCCGACUAUUCCAGAGGAAAAUGGCAGUAAGCAUUCUAUUUAUGAUACAAAUAUUGGCCCAGGAGAUUAUGAUCUUUUUGAUAGACCUUUCACUCCUGGAGGUUACAUAUCUGCUGAGCCAAGAUUCGAAAACACCUUUGAGCAAAAAGUUGAAUCUUUUAUUCAGCAAGUGAAAACCUUAAAUAAAAGAAAAAUUCCAAAGCCAAUUUUUGUGAAGAAUGUUGAUUUAAGCAGAUUUUCCCCUCCAAAUAAAGAAAGGGAAAAUUUAGAGAAAUUCAGAAGGAGGAGUGUUAAUUUCGAAGUUGUGAAAUUGACCAGAUCUAUGAUUGAAAAAGCAAAAAAAGUGUCUAGAGAAACAAAGUAUAGAGAGAAAAUGCAAAAAUACGCAUAUAACCAAAUGAAAAGUGAAGCAAAGCAGGUCAUGAAAUCUUGAAUACUUUUAAUGAGUAUCGUUGGAUUCAGUACUGUAAUCCAUUAUAAAGCAGAAGGGAAAAAAGUAAUUGUUAUUUAGAAAUUAAAAUGCAGAGCAAAAAAUCAUCUUACCUUUCUGCUCAACAUUUCAAGAGCAAUUGGAAAAUUUAGAAUUCUCCUAAAUAAAGUGAGGUGGAAUCUCCUUAAAAGAAAAUUAAAAGAGCAUUUCCCAAUAAUUCAAAGAUGGGUUAAAAACAGAAGAAACAAAUUUUUAAAUGCUGUUACGAAUCAAGUCGAAGUCCUUGUUACAGGCAAUACAAUGUUCGAUUUGAUGCUAAAAUACCGGAAAGAAAAAAAGGCUUUUCAAAGUGGAUUAUUAAGCCUUAUUAAAAUCAGAAAAGCAAGAAUUUUAUCUUUAAAUUUGCUGUGAGAAAAAGUCGAAGAAUCAUUAUCAAGUUUCCUGAAGAAAUCAGGAAAGCUAAAAGUUGACAAAAUCGGAAGGCUCAUCCCAAAAAAGGUUCGAGAAGAAUGCAUUAAUAAAUAUUAUAACUCACAAGUGAAACUUUAUUUGGAAAAACUGAAAUUAUAUAAAACUCAAUGUAAAGAAAUAUUUUCGUUUGAAGUAAAAUGAAAAAAUUCCAUUAAUAAUAUUGUUGGUUUAGUACUAAAUUUAAAGUGAAUAAAAUUAUUUGGAAAUGCCCAAUUUAUACUUAUAAAACUAUAGAAUAUUUGAGAAAUCAUGAAAUGAAUAUAUUUGACUGCAAUAAUCCUCAAAAAGAGAGUUUGUACCCUCCAAAGCCAACAUUUCAGCUGUAUAGCAAUUAUAACGUUAUGAGAAAAAUAAUGUUGAAGGCCUAUAAUCUUUACGCUGAUUCAUUUAAUGAAGAGGAUAAAUUCAAGCAAGAUUAUAAAAAUAAGAUUCAAAAAGCUAAAACAAGAGUCCUUGAGCCUGCUAAAUUCCACAGAUCUAUCACUUCUGUCAAAAAUUCUAGUGAAAGAAGGCAUUUUUCUUUAACUCCUACUGUGUUUCCAUAG
This is a messenger RNA of Blepharisma stoltei, 1775 nucleotides long. The record is from the annotation of a GenBank genome assembly. Lineage: Eukaryota; Ciliophora; Heterotrichea; Heterotrichida; Blepharismidae.